AUGGCGGAUGUUUUCAGAGGCCUGAACCUCCUUGAGACCCUAAAAGAGUCCAUAGAUAACAAUAAGUUAUCAGAGGUUAAGGACACAGUGGAAGAUCUCCUGAUCAGCAGAAUCAACUUAGCUGUUUUGGGAGACCGUGAGGUUGGAAAAGCCACCCUCAUAAACUCCCUCUGUGGCCUUGGUCCUGGGGACGAUGGAGCCGCACCGUCUCCAUCCCCCGUUUCCCCAGAAGAACUGGCAAGCUACCCCAACCCUAAACACCCUGAUUUCCGUUUGUGGGAUCUUCCUCCUGUUCCUUUAAAUUCCCCGUUUGAACCUGAGGGAUACAUAGAGAGAGUCAAGUUCCUCCGUUACAACGCUGUCUUCAUGACUUUUACACAGACGCCCCAUCCCAAUGCUGUGAAGGUGUUUCUGGAGGCCCGUUCAUUACAGCGACAGACUGUGUAUUUUAUUCUCCUAGCUUCAGAUAAAGACACAGAAAAAAGCCUAGAAGAACAAAGAAAGGCCAGCGUGGAGGCGUUGAAAUCACAGGAUGUGGCUCAGCCUAAAAUCUACCUGGUGAGACCCUCAACUCUGGAGAAAUUUGACUUUCCCGGCCUGCUGGAGGACAUAGGAAGAGACCUCCCUGAGAUCCGAGCCCACGCCCUUCUCUUGGCUCUCCCAACACUCACCUCCACGCUUGUCACUCAGAAAAAGGACGCAUUCAAAGCCCUUGUAUGGGCAGCUGCGUCGUUAUCAGGUGGGGUUUCAGCUAUCCCUGUUCCCUUUGUGGCCUCCAUGGUGGACUCGAGUGUAGCAAUGCGGAUUCUGACUAAAGCACAAUUAUCUCUGUGCCUGGACAAUGAAUCAGUCGAGCGUUUGGCCCGACAGCGAGGUAUAGAACCCUCACGACUCAAGGGGCUGCGGACUUGCGAACUGUCAGUGGAAGUCACAAAAGGUGAAGUGAAGAAGCGUCUAGCAGCAGCAGAGAAGGAGUUGGCGACAAUUUCUUCAAAGUUUGUACAGAUGGCGAUGCCGAGACAUGCCCGUUCUGUCAGCCGCUCCUUCGCUGCUAUGCUGCAAGCUUUAAAUGGCGCCAUCGAUGAAAUGGCGGGGGAUGCUGAGAAGAUAGUAGCUGCUGCUCUUGGGGAGGAGAAGUGA
Messenger RNA from Cheilinus undulatus (humphead wrasse), 1140 nucleotides. It is a transcript of the gene irgq2, whose product is annotated as immunity-related GTPase family, q2. Gene Ontology annotation, molecular function: GTP binding. Gene Ontology annotation, cellular component: membrane. The coding region runs from base 1 to 1140 and encodes 379 amino acids. The transcript has a single exon. NCBI's taxonomy places the organism in Eukaryota, Metazoa, Chordata, Actinopteri, Labriformes, Labridae. The record is from RefSeq and is a predicted model, not a curated record.